AUGUCAAGCGGUUUCGCCAGCAAUGUUCAAGUCAGAGCCCAAGAGGUUGCAAAAGAGGAUUACGAAAGAGCAAAGGUUCUAUUAUCCGAUGCAGCUAGAAGCGGUGCCUAUUUAUAUCCCUUCAAGGGCAUUGUCUACUUCAUAACACAUAAGUCAUUAUGGAAGCCGUUCUAUUCUCGAAUCCUACCGACUUUGGGGCUCACAGCAACUGUAUUAGCUUCUAUGUUCUUUUUCGCGUACCUACCACAACUUGCAAUUCUUAUCUUCGUCAACGGGCCUUUAGCCGUCUUCACGACGAUACUUCUUAUACUAAACGAAAGCUCCACAAUAAUCAACAUCGUCUCCCGCAAUUUCCUCCUACAAGAUGUUUUACUUGAUACGUUUGAUGGUACACUAGUCGCGAGGAAUGCGAAUGAUAUUGUUAGCAAAGGGAGACAAUUGAAAUCUGGCAGUGAUCCUAUCUCGAGAUUAGGCAAGAUCAUAAAAAGCCCCUUUUCGAAAUUUACCCCCAAAGCUUUAAUCAGAUAUGUCAUAUAUCUUCCCCUCAACUUCAUCCCAGUCGUCGGCACGAUAAUAUUUAUACUUCUUCAAGGUCGGGCGAGAGGUAGCUCUGUUCAUGGCCGGUAUUUUCAACUUAAAGGGUGGUCCUCGUCCGAGCAGCGAGAUUGGCUUGCACGCCAUACAGCUCCGUACACAACCUUUGGAACGAUAGCAACCCUUCUCGAGAUGGUUCCUAUACUCUCUAUGUUUUUUGCAUUCACUAAUACUGUGGGGGCUGCUCUCUGGGCUGCCGAUAUUGAGGAGAGAAACACAAAUAUGACCCAGGGAACGGCCCCUAACUUACGGGAGUCUGUGAAGAAAGCCGAGUAG
Molecule: messenger RNA, 870 nt
Organism: Hypoxylon trugodes
Lineage: Eukaryota; Fungi; Ascomycota; Sordariomycetes; Xylariales; Hypoxylaceae
Exons: 8
Coding region: 1-870 (289 amino acids)
Cellular component (GO): prospore membrane; lipid droplet; ascospore wall
Source: RefSeq, a predicted model, not a curated record